AAACCAGGUUGUGGAGUGAACCCUGCACACAAUUCAAUAUCCUAAUUUCAGGGUCUAAACAUUCAGAGUAAUAAGAGUGUAUUAAAACACUUUAAAAUGCAGCUUGGAGGGAGAUCUCAUCAGCACCUGUGACCGGACGUACAGAUUCCCACUCGCACAUUUCUCAGGUUCAAACGUCAGGGUUAAUAAUCUGCUACGGUUCCAAGGACACAUUAGAAACUCAGCUUUUACACUGAAUAAACCAGUCAGUGGAUACACUCUAUAUAGAUUUAUAAUGUUAGGGAAGGGUAUUGAAUUUGUCUAUUUGUUUCUGAUAUUAGGAUGGAAUUGUGGGAAAGCGAAAAAGGAUCUGCAGUCUGAAGUGAGUGACCAGGAGCUGUUCUGGGGAGCGGACCAGUAUGACUUUGCCAUUGUGCUGCCUGCCUCAGACGCGGAGUGCUUCUGGCAUUUUUCACACCAUGGCGAAUACUUUUAUCUCAAUUUCAUGGUUCAGUGGGUGACAGGUGUGGGUGCUAACAGACAUCUGUCAGUCACUGUGAACGCUCCAAGUGGCCUUAUUGUGGGCACAGCAGAUGAUGUCACUGGGGAGAUUGCCUUCAAUGCUAAAGAGACUGGCUUUUAUCAGAUGUGCUUUAGCAACUUCCACAACCGUUUUGGCAGCAUGCAGGUCUUCAUGAACUUUGGUGUGUACUAUCAGGAUUCAGGGGAUUCCAACGAAGACGAAAAUAUGAAACAACUGAAUAGCACACUUGACACUAUUGAUGACAGCUCCAAUAAGCUCCAGUCGUCUGUGUUCCACAUGUGGCGCUACUAUGCUGUCGGGCGCAUGAGAAAAGCAGCUGAUUACUACCUGCUGCUAUCCAACUUAAACUAUGUCAGCACUUGGUCGACUGUGCUCAGCCUCGUCAUUAUCCUGGCUGGAUACCUGCAGCUCUACUUCCUUAAAAGGCUUUUCAACACCAAGCAGACCACAGAGACCGAAAAACCACGCUGUUGAUCUGCUCUUUACAAAUAAUGUCUGAAGACAUAAAAGACAUGAUUAGGCUUAUGAAAAGAAAUGUUUUUUCCUACUGUACCUCUUCCUGUGCUUUUCUAUCAGUGUCAAUAGUGAAUAAAGCUCUCUAGUGCUCUCUAGU
Clarias gariepinus (North African catfish) is the source of this 1136-nucleotide messenger RNA. RefSeq names its product transmembrane emp24 domain-containing protein 6-like. The coding region runs from base 275 to 997 and encodes 240 amino acids. NCBI's taxonomy places the organism in Eukaryota, Metazoa, Chordata, Actinopteri, Siluriformes, Clariidae. Gene Ontology annotation, biological process: endoplasmic reticulum to Golgi vesicle-mediated transport; Golgi organization; intracellular protein transport. Gene Ontology annotation, cellular component: endoplasmic reticulum-Golgi intermediate compartment; endoplasmic reticulum; Golgi apparatus. The transcript has 4 exons. The record is from RefSeq and is a predicted model, not a curated record.